AUGCUCAGCCCAAACCGCCUGGAAGCGUCUCCUGGGAUUGCCGUGGCCCCCGGGCGUGCGGAGUGCGGAGCCUUCCCUCGGACGGCGGGCGCGGCCCCGCGGCUCUGCCUGCCCCUGCUGCUGCUGCUGCUCGCCCUCACGCCCCGCGCGGACUCCUCGUGGUGGUACAUCGGGGCGCUGGGAGCCAGGGUGAUCUGCGACAACAUCCCUGGGCUGGUGAACAAGCAGCGGCAGCUGUGCCAGAGGUACCCUGACAUCAUGCAGUCGGUCGGGGAGGGAGCCAAGGAGUGGAUCCGGGAAUGCCAGCACCAGUUCCGGCACCACCGCUGGAACUGCAGCACCCUGGACCGGGACCACACCGUCUUCGGCCGGGUCAUGCUGAGAAGCAGCAGGGAGGCCGCCUUCGUCUACGCCAUCUCCUCGGCGGGGGUGGUCUAUGCCAUCACGCGGGCGUGCAGCCAGGGCGACCUGAAGGCUUGCAGCUGCGACCCGCUGAAGAGAGGCCGCUCCAAGGACGAGCGCGGGGAGUUCGACUGGGGCGGCUGCAGCGACAACAUCCACUACGGGAUCCGCUUCGCCAAGGCCUUCGUGGACGCCAAGGAGAAGAAGGUGAAGGACGCCCGGGCGCUGAUGAACCUGCACAACAACCGCUGCGGGCGGAUGGCAGUGAAGCGUUUCCUGAAGCUGGAAUGCAAAUGCCACGGGGUGAGUGGCUCCUGCACACUAAGGACUUGUUGGCUGGCAAUGUCAGACUUCCGGAAAACAGGAGAUUACCUGAGGAAGAAAUACAACGGAGCCAUCCAGGUGACCAUGAACCAGGACGGCACCGGCUUCACGGUGGCCAACAAAAACUUCAGGAAGCCCACAAAAACAGAUCUGGUGUAUUUUGAGAACUCACCUGAUUACUGCGUGAUGGACAAGUCAGCAGGCUCCCUGGGCACGGCGGGGCGCGUCUGCAGCAAGCUGUCGCGGGGGACGGACGGCUGCGAGGUGAUGUGCUGCGGGCGGGGGUACGACACCACCCGCGUCACCCGCGUCACUAAGUGCGAGUGCAAGUUCCACUGGUGCUGCGCUGUGCGCUGCAAGGAGUGCGAGGACACUGUGGACGUGCACACCUGUAAAGCGCCCAAACGGGCCGAGUGGUUGGACCAGACCUGA
Indicator indicator is the source of this 1158-nucleotide messenger RNA. It is a transcript of the gene WNT2B, whose product is annotated as Wnt family member 2B. The record is from RefSeq and is a predicted model, not a curated record. Gene Ontology annotation, molecular function: frizzled binding; cytokine activity. Gene Ontology annotation, biological process: cell fate commitment; neuron differentiation; multicellular organism development. Lineage: Eukaryota; Metazoa; Chordata; Aves; Piciformes; Indicatoridae. Gene Ontology annotation, cellular component: extracellular region. Bases 1 to 1158 code for a protein of 385 amino acids. The transcript has 5 exons.